GCUGUCAUCCAGAUCAACAAGCCACUGUUUUAGCAGCAUUUCGAUAAACACUCGCUGUUCCUCGGUUGAUGUCAGUCGCUAGCUGUCUCUCCAGCAGGACGUUCCACGGGCGAUCAGCGACCAGCCAGCACACAACUAGCCAGCCACACAGCCCGGAUGACAUCGUCUGUUCAACUUUAAGAACAACUACCGUUAGCUCGUUUUUUUUUUGCCUUAAAUAAUUUCCACGGUCCGUCAAGACUGUGACAUCCAAACAGCCAACGUCAUUUUUUCCCCCGUUUGGCUGAUUCUGUAAAAUAAAAAACCGAGCUAGCAAUAGCGUUUCGUCGUUACUCGUCUCGAUCGCUCACGUUAGCCAAGUUGUUUUUUUAUCUUCUUCUCUUUUUUUAAACAGAGCCAUACUGUUGUCGUUUUUUCAUUCAAGCGACCUUCUUUCUCCACCGGCCGUGUCGUCAAAACGUUCGUUUUUAGUGAACAAUUAGCUUAAAACGACGCCAAAGCAAGCUGUUGAAGAAGUGUUAGCCUCAGCUAACUCCAAACCCUUAACGUCACCUGAACCGUUUUUUAAAAGAACAAUCAUAAAGGAGCAGGCUUAGUUUGUUCGUGAGCCGAUUGUUGCCUGUUUUAAGGACAUUUAACUUUUAAAUAGCCCGUUUGAUACGCUGCAGGAGUUACCCGGUAACGGUCGCGCUCACCCUUUUAAGUUAAAUAACAACUGUCCGAACUGCGAGCUCACUGAGAAGGAGAUCAGUCGGUGUAGAAUCCCUCAUCGGAUUUAUUAUAAUAACAGUGUUAUUGUUGAAAAUGGCGGCGAUCGGAAUGGUGCAGAUGUUGAUCGAAGCAGCCGAGUACCUUGAGCGCAGGGAACGAGAAGCCGAACACGGCUAUGCCUCCAUGCCCCCCUUCACCAGCAGCCAAGAGAGGGAAAGCUUGAAAAGGAAAAGCAAAAGCAAGAAAAACACUAGUAGCAGGUCUACGCACAAUGAAAUGGAAAAGAACAGACGGGCAAAUCUCAGGCUGUGCUUAGAGCGCUUGAAGUCCCUCGUUCCUUUAGGACCAGAUGCCAACCGGCACACCACCCUCAGCCUGCUGAUGAAGGCCAGAGAUCACAUCAAGAGGCUGGAGGAGAGCGACAGGAGAGCUCAGCACACUGUGGAGCAGCUGCAGCGGGAGCGCAGACACCUGAGGAGGCGUCUGGAGCAGCUCGGGGUGGAGAGGACCCGCAUGGACAGCACCGGCUCCAAUGCGUCCGACAAGUCCGACUCCGACCAAGAGGACCUGGACGUGGACGUGGAGGGCACGGACUACCUGCUGGGCGACCUGGAGUGGAGCACCAGCAGCGUGAGCGACUCUGGGGACGAGCGGGGCAGCCUGCGCAGCAGCUGCAGCGACGAGGGCUACUCCAGCGCCAGCCUGCUGCUGCUGCAGGACACUCAGGAGAGGGCCAAGCAGAUAGGCUGCAGCCUAUAGACGGCGCCACUGGUCGCCGACCCGCCUCCAGCUCCCCCCCAGCCAAUCCCAUCCACCUAGAUUGCCUCAUCACUCCUUAAAUCCCGGCCCCGCCUCUCCCUCUCCCCUCACUAUCCAUAUAUACAACGACUGACCGAGUCCGAGGCCUCUCGGACUUACUGUUCCCACGACGACUUCCUCGAAGGCACCGUCCACAUCCAGCCCAUCAUCAUCAUCAUCAUCAUCAUCAGCGGUCAGUCUUCAGGGUAUCCCCCGUUCUGUCCUGCACCAAUCAAACGAGUGGGAUUUUAAAGACACUCCACCCUUCCGUCUCUCCAUCCGUCGGAAACACUACUUUCAGCCAGAGAAUGUUACCACACAAUAUCCCACUGCCUCUUUUUCUAUGCCUCAGGAGCCAUGGGAAGCACUUAUGAGAUUUCACCCCAGCGUCACACAUACGUGGUCACACACACACACACACACACACACACACACAUACAUCCCUUCCAUUGCCCCAGCGAGACAGAGUCCCCCCCAAAGGUUUAACACUGACAUGAGGGCUUGUUUUUAGGCCCCAGUCACCAAUCAACCACCUGUGCAUGCUAUUGUGCACUUUCAAUUGCUUUUACAAACUAAACCUUUUUUUUUUUUUUUCUUCUUCUUCUUGUUUUAAGAAAAAUGUCUGAAAAUGGUAAACGCCCCCACUCAUGACGUGAGUGUUAUUAGAAACGUGGUCUGCUGUGCUGUAGGGGCGGUAAAGUGUAACAGUGUGUUGUGUUGAACUGUUUAGGCCGACAGCAAUACGUCCCCUUGGUGUAACCCCCCCCGUCAUGUUUCUGUCCACGCCUGCCAUUCGGCAUUUGGGGUACGAAGUAACACAAAAACAAAACGAAAAAAAAAAAAAAGAAAGAAAUGUGUGCAGCAUGAGAUUGUGACAGGGCUGUGGGAAGGUUUCGGGGGGCGGGUUCCAUGUUUUUUGCCUCUCUCUGAUGACCGUGGCGUUUUUACAGCAUCCUUUUAUCAUAAACGUGUGUAUGUCACGUGUGAACCUGGCGACCUUUUAACAGCAGCCUUCCCUUGGAGCAGAACGCCGGUACACCUUGGCAUGUGGCGGGAUAUUUCCCGUGCACCACUUCACCUCUGCCCCCUUCAGCAGGUAUUAAUAGGAAGGGAGGAGCAGAUCCACCGAAAGCAGUCGAGAGACUGGAGCACAUUCCAUUAGCGGGAGGGAGGGACGGACGGCAGGUGAGAUUCACUGCGUUAUUUUCAGAUGUUCCCAGCAAUUAUUUAUAAAGGGAGGCUUCAGUCUGAGACGAGCCGAGUCAGCCUGAAACGGGACUACAGGCUUCGACAAACACACACUCUGGGAUUCACGGAUGAAGAGCACUAAAAUGUUAAAAACUAACAAAUCAUCCCUCCUUUGCCUUGCCCGCAUAGCUAUUUAUUGUCUCUGCGAAAAUGUUAAUGUAAAUAGUUUACAGAAAGAUCUCUAUGUUUAUCCACAAAUGUAUUUAUUAGAUAUACUAAAUAUAUAGAUGAAUAUAUAGAAAUAUAUUUAAUUAGUCCUAGCUUCUGGUCUUCUCGUGCGUUGUUUUUGGGGAGUUGCUGUAGUUUGCACAGCCUCGUCCACCCAGUAUGUAGACACGUCCCUUGUGCCUCCAGGCUUUUCUGUCCAAAAUGAAAUGUUUUCUCUGUGGUUGAUCCUAAUUUUUAGCUUUCAAAGCCGUCUCGCCCUUUGAUGCGGGAAUAAAAAGGACAAAAAAAUCUAAAUAAUUUAUUAUAAAAAUGUAAUUUAAAAAAAAAAAGUAUAAAAAGGAGAGGAGCGGGUGGCCGGGAUGAGCUGCGGGUACGAUUCCUCUGCCAAAGCCGCGUUGCCUGUCGGGACAACAUGGCCGCUGCGCCUCGGGAAGAGUUAAGCGCUUUGUUUGGUCCGCAAUCAUCCCGUGGGGGGGGUGGGGGGCAGCAGCCCUCCGAAUGUAGACGUCCUCAGCCCCGCAGUGUAGCAGCACGGGGCCAAUGCAACGCCCCUGCUGCUGCGUGCCACCGCUCGCUCAUCUCACUUACAGCAUGAAGAGGAGUCACAACAUAUAGAUCUAGGAAUGUUUAGUGUUUGAUUGUGGAAUGCUGCUUUUAUCUUUUGAUUUUCUUCUUCUUUUUCCAAAACGGAAGGCGCCGUGUAGCCACGUUAUAAGGGAGACGGACUAAAGGGGGACAUGUAACGAAAACAAGGUGUUCACUGAAAAGCCAACUGUCGGUGUGUGCAUGUGUAUACAGAGUGUGUGUGUGUGUGUGUCACUGUCUUCAGAGAGACAUUUUGGGGUGGUGGCGGGUGGGUGAAAUGAAUUGUAAGGCUAAAUUUCUGUUCUGGUUCUUUGUUCAUUUGUUUACUAGUUAAAUGCAAAAAAAAACUUCAUGUAUGAACCUCAGCAUCGACGUCUGUCUCUGGGAGAAAACAGUUUUUCCAUCCAUGGCCUGUUGUCUGUCUUCCAAAAAUUUGUGUGUGUGUGUGCGUUUCUGCUGUACGGGUGCCGGUUCUCAUGCAAUGUGCACACGUGCGAGCGUGACUCCCACAUGGUGCGUUUGAGUCCCCGGUGCAGCGAGGCAGGUGUGCGUGGGGGAGGUGGGGGGAGGGCAGUGUGUGCGUGAAUGAUCCCCUGCAGGCUCUUGCUCUUCACCUCCACCCGUCCUCCCCUCUAAGAAAAAAGAAAAAAGAGACCCUGGUGCUCUCAGCAUCUGCCUUAAAGAAGCAGGUGUGGAAUCUCUCAAAGAACACGACUACAGUCCGACCAGUCGUUUUAAGCUACACGUUUCAGCUUCGGGGGGGUGGGGGCAACAUGUGUGUAUUUGAUUUUUGCACAUUUUGUCCCUGCGUACAAAGUGGCUGCUAAUGCCUUAAAAACAGACACGGCCUACCGGAAGUAUGUGAUAUGUAUGAGUGAGCGAGAUAUAUCGACAUCACAAGGGCCAUUCCUUUUCAUUGUGACGGUCACUGGCGUGGUGCUUUCAUGCGUUACACAACACACACACACACACACACACCCCGUCAUAGCUCCAUGAACAUCAUCGCCGCCUUUCUCCUCAGAAAGAUCAAAUGUAUGUUUAUUGAACAAUAACUUAAAGGAGGGAGUUUGUGCACUUACUUUUUGAGAAUUGGAUCAUUUGGACACUGUCGUCUAAAGAAGUCACUUCCAAUGUGGAGGAAAAGUGAAUCGUUGAGCAGCAAUUUGUAUUUGCCAUUGAUAUUAGAGGAAUAAAACAUUUGAAACACUUGUUUACCUACCUAUA
Molecule: messenger RNA, 4734 nt
Organism: Gasterosteus aculeatus aculeatus (three-spined stickleback)
Lineage: Eukaryota; Metazoa; Chordata; Actinopteri; Perciformes; Gasterosteidae
Gene: mxd1
Product: MAX dimerization protein 1
Biological process (GO): regulation of transcription by RNA polymerase II
Molecular function (GO): RNA polymerase II cis-regulatory region sequence-specific DNA binding; DNA-binding transcription factor activity, RNA polymerase II-specific; protein dimerization activity
Source: RefSeq, a predicted model, not a curated record